UAAUGUAACGUGAGACGUUCUUUUCUGUAAGGAGGCUUGAAAAUGGUCGAGAACAAUACAGUCCACACAGUGUUAGUGACCUGUCGGCAGUCCGGCCAGAUUAUUUACUGUUUUUAACAUGGCACAGAUGGACAAACUCCCAGAAGAGCUGCUCAGUCGAGGCCUUCACCGCGUUACCGUCACCUGAGUGGGGGACCCUCGCAGGCAGCGCCGCGGAGAACGUUAAAUUAGCAUCUCCACUUUGUGUGGAGAUGAAAAACAGGACACCAGCGAAAGAUUUCUACUACUGAGUUGGAGAGCUGAGGCAAUGAAGCAAGCUGAAGGAGUGGAUGAGAAAGAUACGACAGGAUUCAUUUGAAAUGGUCUUUGUCAGCCGUUCAUUACUCUACAGCUGCGCCUGAUCAAACAUGCUGGUGUUGAAGGUGGAGCUGCACAGCUGUGUUUUACAACUACUUCCCCCAGCAAAUUAACAGUUUAAUUUUAAAGACUGUUCCAUCCCUUGUGAAAGUCAUAUGGUGGUGCUCAGUUUGAUCUUGAUGGAACAUUUUGGCACUAACACUACAGACCAGGAUGUCAAGCGAUGAACUAACAAAAAGGUCCAUGCGUGAUGAUCUAGACCAAGAUCCCAUGAUGGAAGAGACAAGCAUGCCUAAUGACUCUCGGAGCGAACAAGAUGGUGCUGAGCCAGUGGGGAUUUCCAAAAAUGACUCUCCUGAUCAUCCUAAAGUUCCGAGUCCACCUCCAGUAACAUCUCUUGGUGACCAAGGGGAAAAGCAAGGAACUGAUAAGUCUCCCUGUGGUGUCCUCAGUGAUGAAGCGUCUAUAUCAAACGAUAGUGCUUCCACAGAUAAUCCACAGGAAAGAAGGCGUAACAGUCAAGAUCUUGCCAGUUCGGAGAUGCACGUUGAAGAGUCUGGACCAGUAAGUGAGAAAAGUAUGCCUGCAGAUGAUGAUGACUCUGAUGAGGCCACAAAAAGUUUAUCCCCUACGAAUAUGUGUGAGCAGAAACCUUUGAGUGACUGCAAUUCUGAAGGGAGCGAUACAGAUAUGAUGACCGAAAAUCCAACCGAAAGGGAGAUUUCCUCUCCUCGUGGGCGUCCACGCAAGGAGAAGCGGAUUAUAAAAUGCGAGUACUGUGGACGGCCGUUCAAUCAUGCUUCAGCGUAUAUCAUCCACCGGCGUGUCCACACGGGCGAGAAGCCCUUCAGCUGCCAGGUUUGCAGCAGAGCCUUUGCUCAACUCUCCAACCUUAGGUCGCACAUGAAGGUCCAUAAUGCUCCGAGAAUUCUAAGCUUGCAGCAUUCUGGCAAAUUCCAAAGCAAAACCACUGUGGCUGAAAGUGUGACCCAGAACCAGCCGAUUGUGACUGCAAGUUUUCGAAAUGACACCCACAUUAAAAGCAGUGGCCCUUUCCGCAGGAGCAGAAAGCCUGUAGCUUGUCCUAUCUGUGGAAAAAUCUUUCCCUACAAAUCGGUGCUUAAAAUACAUCUACGGAUCCACAGUGGGGAGAAGCCGUACUCCUGCAGGGUGUGCGGUAAAUCAUUUACACAGGCGUGCACUGUUCGGGUACAUGAAAGGGUACACUGGUCCAUCAAACCUUUUCUGUGUUCCAAGUGUGGGAAAGGAUUUUCCCAAAUUGGGACGUUAAAGGCGCAUACAUGUGCAGGUAAAAAGCAAAUUCAUGCUACUUUAAAAGAAAUGGAAUUGGCUGGUGUUGUUACCUUCCGAUGUCACCUGUGCAGAAAGUGCUUUAGCACUAGAGAUGAAUACGAUCCUCACUUGCAGACACAUACUGAUAACCAGCGUUACAUCUGUGACAGUUGUGGUCAAAAGUACAGCCUACGUUCUGAGCUUGAGACCCACAAGAAAUACUGCUUUUCAAUGUGGCUCUCGAAGACCAAGACAUACAGUCGCCAGUCUUUGGUCAAGUCUCAGGUGAAACAUCCUCCAUCUACUAAAACAGUUCAAAGCUCACAGCCUGAAAGUACACCUGUAAAAUCCCCAAAACCAAACUUGGCUGAUUUCUCCUCACCUAAAAGAUCUAAAACGCCACAAUCUGACUUUUCCCUGCAACCAAAGCGUAAAAAAUACCUUUCUUUGCUUACUUGCCCUCCUAGGGUGAUGGCCACGUCUAUUUACGACCCUCAAAAUAACCUCAGUCACUGUCAGCCUUUCAAAGCAAGUUACUUCGUUUCUCAGUUAAACAGUUUGGACCAGAAAUCUGACCCAAGGAAAUAUUUGUGUCCACGGUGUGGACGGCUCUUCCGACACGUUGGACGGCUGAGAGCCCACAUGCUUACUCACUCCCGGGGCAAGAGUUUCACCUGUGGUGACUGUGGGAGGAUCUUUGAAAACUGGAGCAAGUUUUGGCACCACCAGCGCGUGCACAAGCAGAGACGAGGCCGCUUCUUUUGUCCCAGAUGCGGCCAGGGGUUUCGCUUUGCGAGCAUCUACAUGGAUCACCUGCAGCAGCAUCCAGAGCUCAAUGCAUUUUUCUGCCCAUUCUGUCCUCACACCUUUGCAGAUGCUAAAAGUUUGAAAAACCACCAGCAAGAGUGGCAUCGCUCAAGUAUGCCCCAUAUAUGUGACAUUUGUGGCAAAGGUUUCUCAAGUCCUGUCAUCCUUAAGCGACAUCGAGUGGCGCACUGUUUUCAAAACAGGCAGCUGGACAUGCCUUACGUAGUUGAUGUGCAGCCCUUUGUGAAGCCUUAUGAAUGUGGCAAGUGUGAUGCCAGUUUUAAGACAUUGGAUAUGCUUUUUGGUCAUCAGCUUUGCCACUCCCCUAAUGGUGACCUAAGCGUAAGCUUGAGCAAUGGCAUCAGUCACAGACAUGACGAACUGAAGGAAGAGGAACACUCGCCACAAAAGCGCCAAGAAAACGAUCUCCACCUCAGUGCUUCUACCUCUCACGUGGAUACUUCAGAUCCAUGUCAAGACAUCAGUCAGGGCAGUCCCUCUGCUUUCUCGACGGCUACCCCCACAGAUGCAGUUAAAAUGCAACCACAGCAGGACCUUGACUCUAGUGUUUCCCAAAGUACCACAACUUUACAGCCUUCGUCAUCGGAUUCUGAGUCCAUACCUCUAGAAGUAGAAGAGGUAAAAGAGCUUACCUACAGGACAACUGGGGACACUAUUCCAAACCUCAGUGGUACAAUUCUACGGUCCAAACCGGAGCAGAAAGCUGGGCACCUGGAGUGCACAGAAUGUGGUGCUUCUUUUGCUGUUCUUCCAGCUUUGCAUAGACAUUACUUGGAACAUGCUAGGGGAGAGAUAUAAAUGACUUUCUAAAAUGAUGCCAUGGCUAAAAUGCCUCUGGUCAUACUUUGGACAUUUUGAAACACUAAGCAGAGGUUUUGUAUGGGAGAUACUUUGCACUGUAUGUGGAACUGAACUGUUUGCUAUGACCUAAACAUGAGUAAUGUUCUUCUGAGUAGAGCACUAUUUAGACGGGAUUGGUAGGUUUACAUGGGAAGGUUAGGAAACGUAAUGAUCCAUUUUCAAGUAAUUUUAGUCCCGUCCAAAUUCACCAUAUCAGCAAAUUUUACCGUGAACUCCCGAUCAAUUCCAUUUGUUUAUCUGCCACAAAACAUACUAUGAAAAUAAUCUCAGGUUAUAUUCAUUCUUCUUCAUACACCCUGUUGAAAAGGAGUAUAGCCGAGCAUUUACCUGUCUAUGCCCCAAAUCAAGCCGAUAUGUAUUCUGUCUCAAGUGUAUGACUUCGAACAGUAAAAUGUGCAAUUGUGGUUGAUUUAUGUAGUGAUGCUGACUUUUGGCUGUAAGUUUCCACACUAUUGUCAAUGCUAAUUACACACUUCAUUCGCUUAAGACAGAUAACCCAGAAUAUUCACUUUUCCUGACUUGACUCUUGAGUCUUCUGAAUGUCCUGCACCAAACUGCCAGUUAGUUUGGGUUGUGAUGUCACAGCACAUGAGUGUUUGGUUGCUUCUGAUUGGUCAGCUUAUGGACAGACAGUUUGCAAACUCUGGUAUUGGGUUAAAUGUCCCCACUUGCAGCAUAAGACAUUAACAAUGUAGGCUAAAAUAAAAAUUGCAGUUCUUGCAAAAGAUUCAUGCACUGAAUCUUUCAGCUCUUCCCAGUUGUCUUUCUUUUUUGAUCAAAUUGCUAGAACUAAUACAUUUUGCCCCACCACUUUUGGAGGUGUAGCGCCACCCCUGGUUUGAGGUAAACCAAAAUUCGAUUAAAUUAAAUGUUUGGACAUGUUUUCUAAUUCUAAACAGCUGAAUGUAUUGCAUGUGGAACUUAUUUUUUUUUUGGUGUGACAGUGAUGCGCAAACCCACUGUUCACUCUGAAAUUCAUUUUUAAGACUUUUCUUUUGUGAAUCAGUCCAUGAACAUUACAGAUGUCCCUGAGCCCAAAGCUACAUUACCUGCUCAUGUUAAGCUAAUCCCGUCUGAAUAGUGCUGUAGACCGGCAUCAUGUUAACAGUGCUAUAAAGUCAAACAUGGGACCUUACGUGAAGCAGUUGUUUCUAGGAUCUCAAGAAGUUUUAAUAAUAAACUGAAAAGACGUUUCUCAGUUGCCCCACCAUCUUGCGAUGAUCUUUGCGAGAUGCUGACAUUUUAACCUGGUAGUAGUAAGUGUACUUUGUAUUUUUUAGUUUUGUACAUGACCUUUUUGUAUCAGGUUUUAAUUUAAGCUAUAUAUCUGUACCUUUUUUAUAUAGCACUUGUUUUUCCUGUAGUGCAUGUUAGGAAAAGAAACCCUAAUAAAGUUUUGUAGAACCUUU
Colossoma macropomum (tambaqui) is the source of this 4748-nucleotide messenger RNA. RefSeq names its product zinc finger protein 184. The record is from RefSeq and is a predicted model, not a curated record. Gene Ontology annotation, cellular component: nucleus. The transcript is spliced from 2 exons. The coding region runs from base 571 to 3276 and encodes 901 amino acids. Lineage: Eukaryota; Metazoa; Chordata; Actinopteri; Characiformes; Serrasalmidae.